Messenger RNA from Fraxinus pennsylvanica, 1347 nucleotides. Lineage: Eukaryota; Viridiplantae; Streptophyta; Magnoliopsida; Lamiales; Oleaceae. The record is from the annotation of a GenBank genome assembly.
AUGCAAAAUAGAUCGCCGAGGCUUUCAAAUAAGCUCCAGAUUUCAAUCCCGACGCCGCAAGCUCGUGUUGCGGAGUUGUCGGCGGCGUCUGACUCGGCAUGCUCGGCUUAUGAGACCUAUCUACGGCUUCCGGAACUGAAAAAGUUAUGGAGUGGUAAAGAGUUUCCGGCCUGGAAAGAUGAGUCGGUUUUUAAACCGGCUUUCAUGGGUCUAGAAAUCACGUUCCGGUUUAUCGCCACCGUUUUGUCGGAUCCAAGGCCGUAUGCGAAUAGGCGGGAAUGGAAGCGGCGGCUCGAAGCUUUAACUAAUAGUGAAAUUGAAAUUAUAGCUUUAUUAUGUGAAGAUGUGGAGACACGUGGUGCGAUUCCGAUCGUGGAUCUGACCUCAUCGGAUGGUGUGUUGGCUAGGGAAAACAGUUCGGCGGAGGUGUGGAAGAUGUCCGAUGAGAUAACGGUGGUGAGCCGAGUGAGCGAAGCCAGUUUGCUGCCACGAUUGGCCACGUGGCACAAGUCAGAGGAAGUUGCGAAGAAGAUUCUCUACUCCAUCGAACGGGAGAUGCAGGGAAUUCCUUACACCCUUGGAUUAGGCGAGCCGAACCUCGCCGGGAAACCGAGCCUCAACUACGACGUCAUAUGCAAACCAAACGAGCUCCAUACAUUGAAGAAAUGCCCCUCGGAUAAUGCGGAUUUGGAAAACUUAGAAAACCAAACUAUUUACGCGACACACCAGAUUCUAGAGUCAUGGAUCUGCGUAUCAAAACAAAUACUGGAGAGAAUUUUAUCAAGAAUCGAUAGCAAAAGCUUUGAGAAUGCUUCAAGCGAUUGCUGGAUACUGGAGAAAGUGUGGAAACUGUUGAAGGAGAUCGAAGAUCUCCAUUUAUUGAUGGAUCCAGAUGAUUUUCUCCGUUUGAAAAAUCGCCUUUCGAUGAAAGCAAGUUCAGAAUCUGACUUCUUCUGUUUCAGAUCCAGAGAACUGGUAGAAAUUACCAAAUCUUCAAAGGAUCUGAAACACAAGGUGCCUACCAUUUUGGAUGUGGAGGUUGAUCCCAAGGGCGGUCCAAGGAUCCAAGAAGCUGCGAUGAAACUGUACAGUAGAAAAGGCGAAUUCCCGAAAAUUCAUUUGCUGCAGGCCAUGCAAGCGGUGGAGAUGGCUGUGAAGAGCUUCUAUUUUUCGUAUAAACAGUUGUUAGCUAUUGUAAUGGGAAGUCUGGAGGCAAGGGGGUAUAGAGCAUUUGUGAACGUUGAUUCUGGAGAUUUGUUGGGUCAAAUAUACCUUGAGCCGACCUAUUUUCCCAGUCUGGAUGCUGCAAAGACUUUUCUGGAUGAUUCAUGGGGUCACCAUUGUUGA